Messenger RNA from Lindgomyces ingoldianus, 816 nucleotides. RefSeq lists its product as uncharacterized. Bases 1 to 816 code for a protein of 271 amino acids. Lineage: Eukaryota; Fungi; Ascomycota; Dothideomycetes; Pleosporales; Lindgomycetaceae. The transcript is spliced from 2 exons. Gene Ontology annotation, cellular component: peroxisome. The record is from RefSeq and is a predicted model, not a curated record.
AUGGAAAUUCAACAAGGUUACCCAGACUUCCACGCUCUCCCCACAUAUGGGGCCGUUCAUGGUAUCGCAGUCAUGGGUCUUGUACAUCGCGCUAUGGCAGACUUCCUCCCAAAUUUUCAAGGCCACAAUCACGUCCAUGGAGAGAAUUUCUUAGAGCUAAAAAAAGCGUAUCCGAUUCCGAAUGGCCGAGAGGAAAUUAAGUUGGAAACGACGGCAAAAGUGGUUGAUAUCGUGGAUCGGAGGAGCGGGGUGUUAGUCUUUGUAGAUAUCGAGACUGUCGAGGAGGGAACUAUAGAUGUCCUUUGCGUGAACCAAUGGGGGGGUUUUGUAAUGAAAGUUCCAACAGCUGGAGCUAAUACAACCCCGAUCCAACGUGGGCCCAGAACAACGUUGUAUCCAACUCUGACCCGGGCUCCAGAUAAAAUCACUGCGCAUAAAACGUCUCCGGAGCAAGCAGCACUCUACCGCGCCGCAUCAGGCUAUCUGAAUCCUCUGCACAUUGACCCCGAGACGGCAAAAGCGGCAGGGUUUCCGGCCCCCAUUUUGACGGGAACUUGUCCGCUUGGGAUGGGAGUCCGGCAUGUCGUUGAUGCGUUUGCUGGUGGUGACGGACGGAGGUUUAAAAGCGUGAAGUGUCGACUAAGUAAGCCUAUUUAUGGGGCGUUGGGUCAGGUGGUGAGGACAGAGAUGUGGAGAGAGGAAGGAGGAAGGAGGAUCUUGUAUAGACAAGUUGUGAGGAAUGGGGAGAGGGAAAAGAUUGUUAUUGGGAUGGCAGCGGUGGACUUGUGGGAGGAAGGAGGUGCGGUGAAACCAUAG